Messenger RNA from Scophthalmus maximus (turbot), 5138 nucleotides. RefSeq names its product leucine rich repeat containing 4C, genome duplicate b (gene lrrc4cb). The transcript is spliced from 2 exons. Gene Ontology annotation, biological process: synaptic membrane adhesion; modulation of chemical synaptic transmission; regulation of axonogenesis. The record is from RefSeq and is a predicted model, not a curated record. Gene Ontology annotation, cellular component: glutamatergic synapse; plasma membrane; postsynaptic density membrane. The coding region runs from base 195 to 2090 and encodes 631 amino acids. Gene Ontology annotation, molecular function: cell-cell adhesion mediator activity. NCBI's taxonomy places the organism in Eukaryota, Metazoa, Chordata, Actinopteri, Pleuronectiformes, Scophthalmidae.
CCCCCCUUUUCACAUGGAGAUUUUGCGGACUCGGUCGCACUGCAAAUCUUGAAGAAGAAGAAGAAGAAGAAGAAGAAGAAGAAAAAAAGCCGGGGGAACCGGGGCCCUGCCGAUUCCUCCCGCACGGCUCCCACAUGCCCCCGAUUCCAUUUAUUCGAAAAAAAUGCAGAACACAAAAAGCAGAUGAACUAUGAAUGCUGAACACAAUGAUCUCCUCCCUCCAGCGCCAGACAAUGAGAGGUCGUAGGCUGAAGGGGGCGCUGUCCAACCCCCUCUUUGUGCUGCUUCUGGCCCUUCAGAUCCUGGUGGUGGCUGGGCUGGUUCGUGCUCAGACCUGUCCUUCGGUCUGCUCAUGCAGUAACCAGUUCAGCAAAGUCAUAUGCACCCGCCGCAGUCUACGGGAUGUCCCAGAUGGCAUUUCCACCAACACUCGCUACCUGAACCUCCAGGACAACCUCAUCCAGGUCAUCAAGGUGGACAGUUUUAAGCAUCUGCGCCAUCUGGAGAUCCUGCAGCUAAGCAAGAACCACAUUCGCAACAUUGAAAUUGGCGCCUUCAACGGGCUGGCCAGUCUCAACACCUUAGAGCUCUUUGAUAAUCGGCUCACGACAAUCCCCAAUGGAGCAUUCGAGUACUUGUCCAAGCUGAAGGAGUUGUGGCUACGGAACAACCCCAUUGAAAGUAUACCAUCAUAUGCCUUCAACCGGGUCCCCUCGCUCCGAAGGCUAGAUCUAGGUGAGCUCAAACGUCUGUCCUACAUUUCUGACGGAGCUUUCAAGGACUUGAGCAACCUGCGCUACCUGAACCUGGGUAUGUGCAACCUUAAGGAGAUUCCCAACAUCAUACCUUUGGUCAGGCUUGAAGAACUGGAAAUGUCAGGAAACCAGCUCGCUGUUGUCAAGCCCAGCUCAUUUACCGGAUUAGCGAACCUCCAGAAGCUGUGGAUGAUGCAUGCCCAGAUCCAAACUAUCGAGAGGAAUUCCUUUGAUGACCUUCAGUCAAUGGUGGAGCUCAACCUGGCUCACAACAACCUUACAUUUCUACCACAUGACCUUUUCACUCCUUUGCAUCGCCUGGAGCGGGUCCACCUCCAUCACAACCCCUGGAACUGCAACUGUGAUAUCUUGUGGCUCAGCUGGUGGCUGAAGGAAACUGUACCUGCCAAUACCAGCUGCUGCGCCCGUUGCCAUUCUCCCUCAGUUUUUAAAGGUCGCUACAUUGGGGAACUGGACCACAGCUACUUCCAGUGUGAUGUCCCUGUGAUCGUGGAGCCACCCAGUGACUUGAAUGUGACAGAAGGCAUGGCUGCAGAGCUUAAAUGUCGUACAAGCUCGUUGACAUCCAUCAGCUGGUUUACACCAAAUGGCUCAUUGGUGACACAUGGGGCUUACAAGGUGCGUUUGUCUGUGCUCAACGACGGGACGCUCAACUUUACUAGUGUCACAAUGCAGGACACUGGGACUUACACCUGUAUGGUGAGCAACACGGCAGGCAACAUUUCUGCCUCUGCAGUGCUUAACGUUACUUCCGUGGAAAACAGUGGCGUGACCUAUUUUACCACAGUCACCGUGGAGACCAUAGAGACCCCAGGGGAUGAUAGCCAAACGCCACUUCCCCCGUUUGGAUGGGUGUCUUCCUCGACAACAAAAGGUACUCCUGUUUCAACGAGGACCACAGAGCGGACUUACACCAUUCCAGUUCUUGAUCUGGAUGGCGAGGGGGCCCUCAAUGGCCUGGAUGAAGUGAUGAAAACCACCAAGAUUAUCAUCGGCUGCUUCGUGGCCAUCACACUUAUGGCUGCUGUUCUGCUGGUCAUUUUCUACAAGAUGAGGAAACAGCAUAACCAGCAGGAUCCUGAUGGCCCUGCCUCCUCUAUGGAGGUCAUUACUGUUGAAGAAGAGCUGGCAGGGGUUGCUGCCAUGGAGAGACACCUAUCGCUGCCCCCCCUGGAGCACUACAACCACUACAACACCUACAAGAGCACUUACCACCACGCUCCCAUGCUCAGCACCAUACACAGCUCCGUCACACAGGAACCUUUACUGAUUCAAGCCUGCUCAAAAGACAAUGUACAAGAGACCCAGAUCUGAUGUUGUAUUUGACUAAAUAUCCAGUAUCAGCAGUUUCAUACAAGUACAAUGGACCAAAACACGAAGACAAAAGAAAACAACAUUGACUUGACUGAGUUGAUGUCAAUAAUAGCGGUAAAUCAGCAUUUGGCAAAGGGACAACAUAGGAUACUUGAACAAGUGUCUUUACAAAAACAAAGAUUAUUUAUUAAAAACAUGUCUAGUGACUAAAUGAAGAAAAACAAUUUGUGAUAGCUUUUUAGCUCAUUUUAUUUCUCUAUCUCUCUCUCUGUGUAAUACUGCACAAGGGAAAGAAUGGUUCACCAAGAGUGAAUGUGGAAUUUGUCAAAUACAUCUCAUGUGAAACCCACCAUAGAAAUUCAUGUCAUACUAAAAUGAAUAGUGCCAUUGAUUUAAUCAUUUCAUCAAACUUAAUAAUUCAUUUUGUAUAAAAGGCAUCGCGUUAUUAUUUAGAGCCAUUCGUUUGCUUGUCGUUGAGUAAAUCUCCUCCAGUUUGCCCGAGUUUUACUAGACGAAACAUAAAAUUGGGUUUAUUUGCGUUGCCUUUAUUUUUCUAGCUGUCACUCAACACAAAAAUGGGAUCUUUUAAUGACGCGGCUGUGGUUGGUAUCACAGUGAAGCCAGCAUGCCUGAGGAGCGGAGCAGCCAAAUGAGUAAAUGUGCAUUUCCCCCGUGGCUCCUAAACAACAGACAUACAUCCUUCACUUUAAUUAAGAUCAAGUUCUCGCUCCCACUCCUCCUCCUACAUUUUCUUUACGCUUCUACGUUUAUUACUUCUUUCAUUCUUCUCCUCCUCUAUUCUUUUAUUCAUUUUUUUUUUUUUGAAUCCGCGAACUCUCCAUCUUCCCCAUCUACCCUUGUUCGGCUUCCCCUCCCGCUCGCUUCUCCUCCAUGUCGCCACCGUGCUUCUUUGAUGGUCUCUCUCCGUCGCCUCGCUCAGGCACGUUCCUCACCUGCUCGCCGUGUCUCGUUUGUCUCGCCUUGUCCGUCGGCGUGUGCCGCGCGACCGCAGAAUGUUGCCCGGGUAGAAUGAAAUGGGAGCAGAAGGCUGCGGUCUGCGAGCCUCCCUUCUUAGCGCAGCGAUGAUCUACGUCCACUCAGUGUCGCGUUACCUUGCCAUCGCCCCAGGGUCACACAAGCCUGGGCGCUGAUAGUCCAUCUGUUAGGACAGAUAAAGAGGCAAAUGAGGCUGCUUUGUAAUGUAGUGUGACCCUGUCAGACUAACACAGACAGGGCUACCGCAGUCAGCGAAGCAGCGAGGAACCUGCAAAAUAAAAAAAAUAAGAGGAGAUGGGUUAUAGCUCAUUAAUCUGUAUCAGCAGUUCAUUUGCAGACUAACAGAGGACGGCUGAUAACAAAACAGCAUGAGACUUUUCCACUCUCCCUGUGCUCAACAUCUAACAGGGGGUAGAGGCCUUUGAUAUUGAAGCGACCCCUGCUCGCUCUCAUUUUUGUCGGAGGAAAAAACACACACAGACUUUGAUGUUGCAUCAUUUAUAGACCAUCAAAACAUUGUCUCUCCCGUAGUCCGUUUGCGCUCUGCUUUUUUCAUUUAGUCUUUCAAAGGGGGGAAGGCUUAAGGAAGUGGGAGGUAGGGAUGAAAAAGUGGAGAACAGUGGCGUGGGGGCGGCGGGGUGCAGACGCACGGCGGUCAUGAGGGGUCUUCAAACAGAGAUAUUGCCGAUAUGAGCACAGAGGAGUGAAAAAUAGAUAAGGAAUAGGAAGGCAAAAACUAGCCAUCAGACUGUUGCCAAGGAAACCGUGACCUUGUGCAGGAAGUAAGACGAGGUGGAUAUGCCUUUCUCUUUGGUCUCUGCGCAACAAGCAUAUUUAUUACAAGCUAAUUUCCCCACUAGCGACUAAUUACCAGCAAAAAGUGCCACAACCGAUGCCCGGUUUCAGUUAUUGAAAUGAAAUAAAUCACUGCAUGAUGUGACAAAAAUGGAACAAUUGAACCGUCCAGCAUUUGGAACUCCUCCUUAUCGAUUUUCAUCUCGGUGAAGACAGCCAGCCGCCGCAGCCCGGCGUACGAGCGCAAUAGAAAGCCCCGUCACAAUAUCACGCGCCUCUGAUCAGUCGUCCUCCCGAAAUCCAUUGGAACACUUUAACAAUAACGGAGGCACGGCGAAACCAGGCAAAAAAAAAGAUGGGCGGGGAGCGAAAAAAAAAUACAAAAUCUACAUCUCACGACCGGUCACGUCCGUUGAUGUGGAGACGGAUGAAACCGCCAAUGGAGCCGGAACGGCCGAGAAACAAACUCGUUCAUCAUCUGCUGUGAAGGACGAGAACAGUAGACAGUCAAGGGGUUGAACCGUUCUUUCCCUUCUUCACCGUUUUCUUUUCCAAUGCUCAAAUCCUUUUCAAUGCUUUUGGUGGCUUGAUGAUUAAAUGUUGACGCUGGCUUCAGUGGAAAAAAAAAAAAAAAGGUUGAGGUUUCUUUUUUUUUAUAUAUAUAUAUAUAUAUACACACAUAUAUAUUUGGGGAUGAGGCUUGUGAGUUACUCAGAAUGAAUGGAAUAUCUCUGAUUUGGUAUUUUCUUGGGUAGGAUGGCUUCACGUGAAGAGAUAUUUGAAUGCCAGAUUGAAAUUAAGACUGACGUGCAGAAUGUUGGACAUGGAAUACCAGCAGAGUGAGCUUGAUUUUUUUGUGCAAAAACCCCCCGAAGCCAAGGUGAUCCAAUUCUUGUGUGUUAUUCUGCCAACUGUCUAUGUACGGGGGGGGGGGGGUUACUGUAUGAGGGGAAUAUUCUCUCUCAUUUUUGGAGAGAAUAAUCAUCACAUGAUGAAGUUUCUACAAAAAAAAAAUAUUUUCAAAAACAUAAUAGAAAAAAAAAAUUCUUCAGAUCAUAAUUUUACAUGUGCUUCAAUUGUUAAAAAAAGAGGAAAAAAGCUAAACAAAAAAAAAAACAAGGUAAAAAAACCAACAACAACGAGAGACUUGUGCUUGUGAGGAGUCCAACUAAUUUCUCUGAGGAUGAUGUUGAAUUAUUGAUACCUGAGAUUGUAGUUCAUACUGUACAUGAAUACAAAUAAAAAAAAUUGCAAUUC